Messenger RNA from Pistacia vera, 754 nucleotides. RefSeq names its product ethylene-responsive transcription factor 13-like. The transcript has a single exon. Gene Ontology annotation, molecular function: DNA binding; DNA-binding transcription factor activity. Gene Ontology annotation, biological process: regulation of DNA-templated transcription; ethylene-activated signaling pathway. NCBI's taxonomy places the organism in Eukaryota, Viridiplantae, Streptophyta, Magnoliopsida, Sapindales, Anacardiaceae. The coding region runs from base 62 to 616 and encodes 184 amino acids. The record is from RefSeq and is a predicted model, not a curated record.
AAACCCGAGCAAACACACACGAUAUUUACAGAAGAGAAGUGACUUUCAUCAAGAAAGAAAAAUGAGUGGAGUGAGCAGUACCUCAGAAUCAGAUUUGGCUGUUCUAGAUUCAAUUCGCCAGUUUCUUCUUUCUGAUGAUUUCGAAAAUACAAUGACUUUUUCUGUGUGUUGCCAGACUUCAAGCUUCAGUAAUAUCAUCUUACAAGAGGAGGCGGCCACAAACGUAUGCGUGACGAGUAAUAAGUCUCAAACGCCAAAGAAGGAAUGGAACUACAGGGGAGUGAGGAGAAGGCCGUGGGGAAAGUUUGCAGCGGAAAUUAGGGAUCCUACGAAGAAUGGCUCCAGAGUUUGGCUUGGUACGUACGAAAGGCCUGAGGACGCAGCGCUGGCUUACGACAAAGCCGCUUUUAAAAUGCGCGGAUCCAAAGCUAAGCUUAAUUUUCCGCAUCUCAUUGGCGUGGAUGGGUACGAGCCCGUUAGGGUUAACCAUAAGCGCCGCUCACCGGAGCCUUCUUUUUUGUUAUCCUCAUCAGACGAUAGCUCUUUAAGCGGAGAAGAUGAUGGAUCAAUCCAAACCCCUAAAAGGAAAAAGGGCUUCUCUAGUGGUAGUUUGUGAUGUAUUUAAGUAAUUUUCACGUGGGAGUAAACAGCUCCACUGCAUUUGCUUAGCCAUAAUAGAUACUCAAGUUAUAUGGAAUUUUCAGAUUUAUUUAGAACCAUAUAUAAACUUGAAAGGAGAGCAAAUGCAUGAAAC